GCCCGCAGGAUGCCGUCAGCGGCCCGGCGGAGCGGCUGCUGGAUAGCGUGGUGCCAGGCAAUCCUGCUCGGCGUGUCGGCGCUGGUUAUCGUGGCCGAGCGGAGCGCACGUAUACCAUUCCCUGAAGAUAAAAAUACUCAGCUACUGGUUGGACUCCACACUUCUGCCGAUUUCUCAUUUCUGAGCAGCAUCAGUUUAUGUAACAAAUAUUUGAAGUUUGCAUCAAAGCUGGUAGACAGACAGCAUGACUGCAUUGUGGCGGAUCUUUUUGCUCGUGGCAUUCUGUGCAUUUGGCAAUAUAUCAGAACAUAUGCAAUGCUUUAAUACAGUUCACUUCAAUUACUUUUAUUUAUGUAGUGCCAAUUUGCAACACAUGUCAUCCCAAGACACGUUUCCAGGUAUAUGAAAAUAUAUAUCCAAAUCAAUCUAAUACAAACCAUCCACAUAUUCAAAUCCAGUUCCAUCCUGGUUAUAAAACAUUGCAGUUAAAUUCAGUUUGUAAUGCCAAAUGGUAAAUUUUUAUUUUCUUUUGCAGAAAUCCGUCCCACUGAUAAAGCAUGCUUUAUGCAUAAUGACCUCUUGUUACCUCAUUUCAUUCUUGCACUCUGUAAGUUCCAUUUGCACUUUAAAUUCUUGCACAAACCUGCAUUCUGCUCGUCUUUUUUUUUUUUGGCGUGCGUGCAUCAGUGAUCUACUGUAUAGGAUUCUACCUUUGGAACGAGGAGACGCAGUGGGCAGGCCUCACACUCGGCCUCUUCCUUCCUGGGACAGCAGUCCAGCUGCUCAGUGUGAAGUGGUACUAUGAUGACGGGGAUGAAAGGCGGUGCUACCUCUCCGUCAUACACGUGCUACACUUGGGCAUCUUUAAAAGGUUGUGGGACUGCAUGAGGUCAGUGCUGCACAUGCAGGGCUCGGUGGCUGAGCUGGGUGCGGCUGUCAUGCAGCAGGCAGACGUUGCUGCCCUGUGGCUGCUGGAGGCGCUUGUCCUAACGCUGCCUCAGAGCUUGCUGCAGGCGUAUGUGGUUGUGUCUACAGAUGUGGGGAUAAUGUCACCAGUGGCAUAUUGCUGUGGACUAUGCGUGCUGUCCAUUUCCUGGGCCCUGGUGCUGUACAGCAGAGCCUGCUGCCUGAUACGACCAGGCCACUUGGCCAUGCCACCAGCAGCCCUGCUGUGCCAGCUGGUCUGGAGAGCAGGCAUGUUGGGAGCCCGGGUGACCUGCCUCAUGUUCUUCGCCAGGGUCUUCAACUGGUGGGUGUGCGGAGUAGCAGGUUUUCACUGGCUCACAGCCUCCUUCUGGCUAGUAUCACAGCAGCCCGACAUUUGCACUGGUCACUGGUGCUGGCGUGCCUUUAACGGCGUUCUGGGGCUCAUCCACGUCUUCCUCUUCCUCAACGUCAAAGACGGACCCUCGCGCUUUCGCAUGGCCAGCUUCUAUGCAUUCAUGCUCGUAGAGAAUGUGACUCUGCUGCUGGCCGCGUCCGACUUCCUGAGCGAAGCAUCAUGGGAUAGCAUGACCCUUCCCACCUCUGUGCUGUGCAGCUUUUUCCUUGGAGCCAUCUCGCUGGUCCUGUACUACCGGUUCCUCCAUCCCAAGUCCACAGAAAUCUCCCAAGGUACAAACCGGCAUCAGAUGGGCAGCACAUGCAUAGAGCAAGGCGAGUCCUCCUUGUCUCUUGGCGACAAAAGUCUGCCAGCGUCUUCUGUCCAGAAUCACGGCAGCUUCUCCCUGUCCGGCAUGGCUGGCUCUCUGCUGGAGCACCCGGGAAACUGUCAAGGCCAGUCCAACAGCUCCUGCCCUUGCUUCCACCACCACUGGCUCCUCAUCCGUCUGGCCCUGAAAACCGGCGAUCUCUGUAAAAUCAACAGGGCGUAUGGAGCCGGUGGGCCUGCGGCCAUAUUGGACAUGGAGGAGUACAACCAGGAGUUUAAAAGCAACGAGGGCAUCACCUUUACCGCUGGAGGCAGCUGUGAAGGGGUGUCCACCUCCGAGUCCCAGGGUAAGGGCCUCGCUCCACUCUCAGACUGCAAAGACGAGUUCCAGAGCGUAAGCGAGCCCACGUCAACCGAGCGACCCGAGGGAGAGGACGACAGUCUGGAGAUGGAAAGCCCCAUGGAGUCACCCGCAUCGGAUUUUAAACGCAGCUCCCCGGAGGGCAAGUCUGUUUUUGGAGACAGCCCAGAGCCUUAUUACUGCCCUACUGAAUCAAGUUCCACCUUGUACUUCAGUGCUGAUCCCCAGUCCCCCAGCAGCGCCAGCAACCCCCGUUUGGACCGGGACAUCGGGGGUCUGGAACAGGGGGUCCGGCUCAGCUCCAUCCCCAGUGAUCCUGCCCUACACAGAGACGUGCGUGGACUCAUGAGCCGCGUCGGGCCACGCUGCACCUCCACUCCUAAGCUGGACUGCGGGGUGUCGGAUUCUCCCCCAAGCGUCCCACAUCUCACAGGUCCAAGAAGGCAGCUCAUACUGUCCCGCAGAGAGGAAGAUAAUACUUUCUAGCUGUCAUGUGGCACAAUCGGGGAAGAAGUUGAGAGCAGCAGCUGAUCCAACGUUAAUGGAGCACACCAGCUUUAUCAGAGUCGUAGGGGUUAGAGCACUACAUGCAGUAGGGAACCUAAAAUAACAUCUAGUUUUCUCUUAACAUUAACCAUUCUAAAAAAUGCAUUGCUUCUAAAUGUUGGAAACACAGAAACUAUCAACGUUUUUUUUUUUUUUAAAGGAAAAUCUGACAUUCAAGUGACAGUAAUGAUGUAUGAUCACGCCACCAGCCCUGGUAUCAGUUCAUAUUUGUGCUAUACUACAGCUACACUUUGGAAUUAUACUGUGCAAAAAAAAAAAAAAAAUUGCUUCCCCUUGACUGUGAUUACUUAAAAUGAAAGCAAAAGUAUGCAUAGCCCUUGAAAUGUUUAGAUUUUGGACGUUUACAACCACAAACUCCUUUUAUUGGGAUUUUAUGUGCAUGUGCAGAUUUGUGAACUUAUUAUUAAUUUACUAGUUUUUGACAGCUAAAAAUCAGGAAUGUGUGAUUUGCUUUUAUCCAGUGAUAGUCUCAACAACUCUGACCAGGUUCCCUGCUUUUGCUGAAGACAAACAUCUCCACAGUAUGAUGCUGGCGCCACUGUGUUUCACAGUGACCACGAUGUUUUCAGGCUGAAUGCAGGGGUAAUCUGCUGCAGGAUACGGGCAAAAAAUUUUAUUUAGUUGUCAUUUGAACCUCUUACACAUAUUUGCAGUGUCACACACAUAACAUGAGGUAAACUCCAAACAAAACAACCAGUUGUCUCUGCAAGAAUAGUUUGAACUCUCCUUAACAAUUAGUUUUGAGAACCUGUCCUCAACAUGGUCUCAGGUGUUUUGAUCAGUAGUAUUCCCUAACAAAUCCCUUCAGAGAACAGCUGCACCUAUACUCACAUGACAUUUUAUGCAGAUUGACUGUAUUUACGGAUUAGGCAACUUCUAGAUUCAAUUAGUUCCAUUAGAUUUAGUGGUAUGGGGUUAUGAUAACAAAUGCACAGCAGACAUUUUUUCAUUUUUAUUUCCCAAAAAAAAAAAUAUGUUGGUCUGUCACAUAAAAUUCCAAUGAGCUGCAUUGAAAUUUGUGGUUGCAGGAUGACACAAUGUGAAGAGAUUCAAGGGGUGUGAGUAUUUAUUCAAAGCACGGUACGUGCUAGUUUGGUUUAAAACAUUUUAUCAUAGGCAGCGACUCUGCUCUGAAACAACAGCGAAUUUCAGUAAGUCAUACUGAAACAUUCAUAUCACUGCAGCUGUUUGAUGACGGAGUGCAUAGUUCUAGCAGUGAGUGGAGCAUCUGACCUCUGAACCUAUCUCAAUGUAAGCCAUAGCUAUUAUGGCUUCUUAAAAGCACAACUAUUUUCAGUAUAAUCUGUUUCUGCUGCAAUGCUGUUAUUUUUAUUUUUUUUCCUUUUACGUAAAAAAUAAGACUUCACUACCGGUACAUACACGUGAUGUUAAUAAGCUCUGUUUUUCAUGUGGUGUUAAUUGCCAUUGUGUUGAGCAGAAAACUGUGAUGUUUUUUUUAUCUUUUUUUUUUCUGUUACAUGUUGACCAUGUAAUUGUUAAAUAACUUAUUGAACUAACAUUAUGUUGUAAAACAACAAUAACGUCUCAGGCACAAAUUCAUCUACUGUGAGACAAAAUGAAUCAUGUGCUUAUGAGACAUUUAUGGUGACUUUUUUUUAUUUAUUUGCUCUUGAUUGCUCUUUUCAGGUGACAAACUUUUAUUAGAAGCACUGUUGUGAGACAGGAAAGCAGUGUAACAAUGCCUGUGUGGCAUUUUGAGAUAUAACGUCUGAGGCCACUGGUGGCUUGAAAUAAGCAAUAAACAGCCUACAUGUUUGACUGAGUUGACUUAUUAUUUCUUUAAUAUUUUUAAAGAUAGUUCUUAGGAAAUUAUUGAAAUAAUCUCAGACUUGUAUGUUAUUCCUGCAGUAAUAGAAAAGUUAUUUAAAACUG
Molecule: messenger RNA, 4472 nt
Organism: Gambusia affinis (western mosquitofish)
Lineage: Eukaryota; Metazoa; Chordata; Actinopteri; Cyprinodontiformes; Poeciliidae
Gene: xkr5a
Product: XK related 5a
Exons: 7
Coding region: 885-2498 (537 amino acids)
Biological process (GO): engulfment of apoptotic cell; phosphatidylserine exposure on apoptotic cell surface; apoptotic process involved in development
Cellular component (GO): plasma membrane
Source: RefSeq, a predicted model, not a curated record